AUGCAAGCGGCAAACGUGCAACUUCCUGCUCAGCUUUGCCAUCCCGGCGAUUUCCUCUCCGCCAAAAUCCGCACGAGUUUGGUAAGAGAGACCUUGCAAUGCGUCGUCUCCUGCCAAGCCUGCAAGCAGUUGCAGGCCGAGAAACCCACCCCUGAGAAUGCCUGGGAUGCCAUCUUCACAGCACCGCACAGCUUCCACGAGCCCGAGGCUUGCUACGGCCUGGGAGUCAUCGUCCAUGCUCUCGCAAACACCCAGAACCUCUUGAAAGAGGACUGGUACCACAAAGCCGUGGAGCAUGUUUGGGCCACGCUUCAGAAGCUAGGCGAGGUGCCGCCCGAAGCCAAGGACACCGCACAGGAGCGGUUGUAUCGCAUGACGGAGUUUAUUGCCUGUGUUGCGCUGGCAGUGGGCCACCGCACAUUCUACCGCGCGCUUGGCAAGGAGCCCAUUCUCGAUCAACCUCCGAUGCCAUCGCCGCGCACCUAUUCAAACAACGGCGCCCCCAUGUUCAAGAGCGCUGAGGAGGUCUCCAGCCGGCUUGGAAAGAAGGAAGGCUGUGGCUGGGGACCAUGCCUCGACAAGGCAAGCCUCACUCCGGGCUUGAAGCUUGCGAAUGGA
Molecule: messenger RNA, 618 nt
Organism: Symbiodinium necroappetens
Lineage: Eukaryota; Dinophyceae; Suessiales; Symbiodiniaceae
Source: the annotation of a GenBank genome assembly